Suillus clintonianus is the source of this 1147-nucleotide messenger RNA. RefSeq lists its product as uncharacterized. NCBI's taxonomy places the organism in Eukaryota, Fungi, Basidiomycota, Agaricomycetes, Boletales, Suillaceae. The record is from RefSeq and is a predicted model, not a curated record. Bases 86 to 901 code for a protein of 271 amino acids. The transcript is spliced from 16 exons.
CAUCUUCCCAGUUCUUAAAUGAUGAAUAGGUGCAAGAAGGCGCGUUAUUUGUGUGCGAAAUCUUUUUUUGUUACCUCUCCAACAAAUGCAGAUGGUACAUUCCGCUGAAGAUAUCACAGCGGCCAGGCGUCUGCAGUUCUUAGCGUACCUAUGCACGUCGACAGCGACAUUCUGGACCUAUGAUUAUAUUUGCUCAAUUCACGAAGAGUGGGAAUUCCUGCUUCGGUCGCGCUGGACCAAGGUAAAAGCCCUUUAUGUCAUUACACGCUCCAUGGAUUUCACCCUGAACGAGAACCCCAAUAAAUGCCAGAUAUUUAUCAAUAUCUACUCAUGUUUCGGUCUCGUAUCAGUCACUUGCGCUGAAUGCCUUUUUGUGCUCAGAACAUGCGCACUCUGGACCAACAACAGAAUGUUACUCGUGACCAUGCUGUCCACCCUUCUUGCUAUCGUCGUGGUUUCACUCGGCACUCGUUUUAUUUCCACCUCAUAUAUUAUGACUAGCACGAUCCUAGGCUUCACAGGCUGCUACCGAAUCUCAAGCAGUAUCCAAUUCUUUAUGCCGUUUCUUCUCUUUUUUGUGUUUGAACUGGGAUUGGUCUCACUCACACUCAUACGUGCCAUACAGAGUUGGCGGCUGGCCAAUGGCCCUCUGUACGUUGUCCUGAUAAAGCAUAACAUAUUCUACUAUGCAUGCGGUCUGCUUCUCUCGGCCGUCAACGUCCUCAUGCCAGUACUGUCUUCCAAUUCCGCAUAUCACACUCUCCUUGAAGAUUUGCAGUUCUUCCUCCUUGCGAUCCUCGCCACGCGGAUGCACAUGCAUCUCUGGCAGGUUGAUAGGCACGUGCAUGGCUCUGACGCCCUCGUGUGGGUUUCUGUGUCCGACACGUCACUUGCGUUGUGACAUCUUAUCGCGUGGCUCGAUUAAAUGUCGUUUGUGGAGUUGGUUUGGACUAUGAGAUGUCGAUGAUGACUGGUGGGGCUGCCACGGGCUGGGUUCGGAACGCACUUAAAUUAUAGGAAUCCAUUCUUGUCAUGGGCGUCAGACGUCUCCGUCGAUAGGGUACGGUUGAAAAGUCACUUUUUUUAACAGCUACGUUACAUAAUAAUGGUUAAAAACACUGUUGAAAAGUGGUCACGUCCUGAGGCC